AUGAACCGUGUCUCAUGCUUAUCCUGGUGUGAAUAUUUUCGUCAACUUGGUAUUGACAAGCCGGAAUGUGCGCCAAUGUCGAUGAUUGAUCAGGCUCGAAAAAACGAAUUUUAUGAGCGUGCAAGAAAUCUAAACUUUAUUACGCCUGAACAAUACGCGCUAGCAAAUCUACAAAAUAGGUAUGAAAUAAAAAACGCUGGACAUUGGUCGUUGAAAACCACAAUAAGACCAACGAUACGAAAACCGGGAACUGUAAGGCCUACGCAUACAGUAAAACACACCAGAGCCACGAAUCGUAAUCGUUUUCGAACUACACCAGGACCAAAUACGGCGACAGCAGAAUCAGCACUGAUGAUUUAUGGCGUCACCAGAGUUACAACAGCAAUGGCAAAAAUUACAAAUGAAAGUACCACUUUAGGUAAACCAUACUAA
Messenger RNA from Enterobius vermicularis (human pinworm), 432 nucleotides. The record is from the annotation of a GenBank genome assembly. Lineage: Eukaryota; Metazoa; Nematoda; Chromadorea; Rhabditida; Oxyuridae.